UGGGACCCCAAGCGUUUAGGGCAAGUUUCCGGGGCACGGGCCACCACAGCUCGCUCAACACCUGCUGAAUUUUCUGGUCGCAACCAAACCUCCUCGAUCCAGGACCUGAUCAACCAUCACGGCUUCUCAACGCAGGCAAACCUGAGAUACCUCUCUUCCUCUUUACGAAUUGAGAAUCUCGCCCCGAUCGGCCAACAACCGCCAAAAUGGUCCGCACUUCCGUCCUGCACGAUGCUCUGAACAGCAUCAACAACGCCGAGAAGGCCGGCAAGCGCCAGGUCCUGAUCCGGCCUUCGUCCAAGGUCAUUGUCAAGUUCCUGCGCGUCAUGCAGCGUCACGGCUACAUUGGCGAGUUCGAGGAGGUUGACAACCACCGCAGCGGCAAGAUCGUUGUCCAGCUCAACGGCCGCCUCAACAAGUGUGGUGUCAUCUCUCCCCGCUACAACGUCCGCCUCGCCGAGCUCGAGAAGUGGGUUGUCAAGCUGCUCCCUGCUCGUCAGUUCGGCUUUGUGAUGCUCACCACCUCGGCCGGCAUCAUGGAUCACGAGGAGGCUCGUCGCAAGCACGUUGCUGGCAAGAUCAUUGGCUUCUUCUACUAGACGCUUAUUAAAAAACAAAUGUGAGAUGAAUGGGAAUGGAAAAAGUAAAGUCUCCGGCGUGUGUGCGGCGUUCAACUGCUUUUUGAGGGAUACCCUACCGUGAAUAGAAACGGCCUGCGUGUUCAACAGGAUGCCGCAGAUAAUUCCCACUGAAAUGUGACCAAGUUCGCCAUCAGAACCGUGGGACCUAUUUCCGUACAGAGUAUUGGAUUUCUGCGUGAGACGUGUG
Thermothelomyces thermophilus ATCC 42464 is the source of this 828-nucleotide messenger RNA. RefSeq lists its product as uncharacterized. The record is from RefSeq and is a predicted model, not a curated record. The coding region runs from base 207 to 599 and encodes 130 amino acids. Gene Ontology annotation, molecular function: structural constituent of ribosome. Lineage: Eukaryota; Fungi; Ascomycota; Sordariomycetes; Sordariales; Chaetomiaceae. The transcript is spliced from 4 exons. Gene Ontology annotation, biological process: translation. Gene Ontology annotation, cellular component: cytosolic small ribosomal subunit; ribosome.